Messenger RNA from Letharia columbiana, 2763 nucleotides. RefSeq lists its product as uncharacterized. Bases 1 to 2763 code for a protein of 920 amino acids. Gene Ontology annotation, biological process: endoplasmic reticulum to Golgi vesicle-mediated transport; protein secretion; intracellular protein transport. Gene Ontology annotation, molecular function: structural molecule activity. Gene Ontology annotation, cellular component: Golgi membrane; endoplasmic reticulum; COPI vesicle coat. The transcript has 6 exons. The record is from RefSeq and is a predicted model, not a curated record. Lineage: Eukaryota; Fungi; Ascomycota; Lecanoromycetes; Lecanorales; Parmeliaceae.
AUGAGUUACAGCAAGAAGGAUGAAGAUGCCGACCAAGCAAUCGUCAAGGUCGACAGGACCGCUGUCUUUCAAGAGGCUCGCCUGUUCAACUACUCCCCUAUAUCUCCUAGGAAAUGUCGAAUACUUCUUACCAAGAUCGCCUUGCUCCUAUUUACCGGGGAGACGUUUCCGUCGAACGAAGCUACAGACCUUUUCUUCGGUAUCUCGAAGCUCUUUCAGAACAAGGAUCCCUCUCUUCGCCAGAUGAUGUACCUCAUAUUCAAAGAGCUGGCAAGUUCUGCGUCGGAUGUUAUCAUGGUGACGCAGAGUAUUAUGAAAGACACGGCAGAAAAGAGCGACGUUCUCUACAAGGCAAACGCGAUCCGAGCAUUGUGCAGAGUUAUAGACGCAACCACCGUACAAGCAAUUGAACGGUCGAUCAAGAACGCUAUCGUCGAUAAGAGUCCUUCUGUAUCCUCCGCUGCCCUGGUUUCCUCGUACCAUCUGCUUCCAAUCGCUCGGGACCUGGUCAGAAGGUGGCAGAGUGAGACACAAGAAGCAGCAUCCUCGUCGAAGUCAUCAAGCGGCUUUUCUCUUGGCUUCUCGACAUCUGGAAGCCCGCAAGCACUACAACCGAGUACGCACUUUAUGAACCAGUAUCAUGCUAUUGGGCUGUUGUACCAGAUGAGAUCACACGACCGCAUGGCCUUGGUGAAAAUGGUCCAACAAUUUGGCACCCCUGGCGUUGUAAAAAGUCCCGCUGGCACAAUCUUGCUGGUCAGAUUGGCUGCCAAAUUAAUAGAAGACGACUCAAGCUUGAGGAGACCCAUGAUGCAACUCCUUGAUGGCUGGCUUCGACACAAGGCUGAGAUGGUCAACUUCGAGGCCGCCAAAGCCAUCUGUAAUCUUCGGGAUGUCACUGAUGCAGAAAUGACCCAAGCCAUCCAUACUCUCCAACUUUUCCUAACUUCUCCUCGAGCUGUCACCAAGUUUGCUGCCAUAAGAAUUCUACACAAUGUCGCCUCAUUCAAGCCGCAAGCCGUUCAAUCAUGCAAUCCUGACAUCGAGACUUUAAUCUCUAACACAAACCGGUCAAUUGCUACCUUCGCUAUCACGACUCUCCUCAAGACGGGAAACGAAGGCAGCGUGGAUCGACUAAUGAAACAGAUAUCUAGCUUUAUGGCAGAUAUCACGGACGAAUUCAAAAUUACGAUCGUUGAAGCCAUAAGGACCCUAUGUUUGAAGUUCCCCAGCAAGCAGGCUGGCAUGCUGACCUUCCUGAGUGGUAUACUGCGGGACGAGGGAGGCUAUGACUUCAAGAGGAGUGUUGUGGAGAGCAUGUUUGACCUGAUCAAGUUUGUACCAGGUAGCAAGGAAGAUGCCUUGGCUCAUCUGUGCGAGUUCAUCGAGGAUUGCGAAUUUACUAAGCUGGCAGUUCGAAUAUUGCAUCUGCUAGGUGUGGAAGGCCCUAAAACUCCGCAUCCGACGAAGUACAUCCGGUACAUCUACAACCGCGUCGUCUUAGAGAAUGCCUUGGUCAGGGCCGCAGCAGUCACAGCGCUCGCAAAGUUUGGUGUUGGCCAGAAGGAUCCUGAGGUCAAGCGCAGCGUCACUGUUCUACUCACUAGGUGCCUUGACGACAUUGAUGACGAAGUUCGUGAUCGUGCGGCUCUAAACCUGAGAUUGAUGACCGAGGAAGAUGAGAUGGCGAACCGAUUCAUCAAGAAUGACUCGAUGUUUUCCUUGUCAACUUUCGAGCACCAACUCGUCAUGUAUGUGACUGCGGAUGAUAAGGCUACUUUUGCCACGGCGUUCGACAUGUCCACCAUUCCCGUUGUCAGUCACGAACAAGCACUGGCUGAAGAACGGACGAAAAAGUUGACAUCAGCAACACCAACACUAAAAGCCCCAAGCACAGGUCCAAAGAAAGCGCAAGUCAAUGGCACAUCCGACAGUGCCGCUGCCGCCCUCGCCAAUGCACAGAAACAUUCGCAGCAACUGAUGCAGAUACCAGAGCUCAAAGCGCAUGGCGCCCUGCUCAGGUCGUCGCCUCCUGUCGAGCUUACGGAAACGGAGACAGAAUACGUUGUCAGCGUUAUUAAGCACAUAUACAAAGAGCAUCUUGUCCUGCAGUAUGAGAUCAAAAACACCAUGACCGAUACCGUGUUAGAAGAGGUCUCCGUCGUUGCCACACCGGCCGAAGAUGAAGAAUCAUUGGAGGAAGACUUCACCAUCCCCGUCGCCAAGCUGGCCACGGACCAGCCUGGCACGGUUUUCGUGAGCUUCAAGAAAUCCAGCGACGUCGCGUAUCCCGUCACAUCUUUCACCAACGUCCUUAAAUUCACAAGCAAGGAGAUUGAUCCUACCACUGGGGAGCCAGACGAGAGCGGCUACGAGGAUGAGUACCAAGUCGAAGAUUUGGAGCUCUUAGGCAGCGACUACGUCACGCCCGCAUUCGCUGGUAGCUUCGACCAUGCAUGGGAGCAAACCGGCGCGAAUGGCGAGGAGGCCUCCGAAACGCUACAAUUGAGUAGUGCUAAGAGCAUAGCAGAUGCCACAGAACAGCUCACGAAAGCGCUCUCUCUCCAGCCGCUCGAUGGUACGGACGUCACUCUCUCGACCAGCACGCACACCCUCAAGCUGUACGGCAAGACCCUCGGUGGAGGCAAAGUUGCGGCUCUGGUGAAGAUGGCUUUUUCGGCGAAGAGUGGCGUAACGACAAAGAUAACAUUAAGAAGCGAGGAGGAGGGCGUUGCUGCUUUGCUUGUUGGAAGCGUGUCUUAG